Molecule: messenger RNA, 1602 nt
Organism: Micromonas pusilla CCMP1545
Lineage: Eukaryota; Viridiplantae; Chlorophyta; Mamiellophyceae; Mamiellales; Mamiellaceae
Gene: RSP1
Product: flagellar radial spoke protein
Exons: 1
Coding region: 1-1602 (533 amino acids)
Cellular component (GO): cilium
Source: RefSeq, a predicted model, not a curated record
AUGGGGAAAGGCGGCGCGGCCGUCGCCGCGCAGAAGAAGCGUGAUGAGUCCUACACGGUGGCUGAGCCCGCGGCGAGCGGGUCGCUGAAGCGGGUAAGUCCCCCACCGCCGUGCAUCCCGGCGCCGAACGAGGACUUCGGCUCGUUCGGGCCCCCGUUUCCAUCCAUAUUAGGUCGAACGACGAACGCGUCCCUGACCAUCCCCGCGCUCUGCCUCUCGCUCCCGCAGCCGAAGUUUCGCCCCCAACCUCCUGAACCGGAGCAAGCGAGCUACCCCGCGAACAUCAUGUUCGACAGACGCGUCGUUCGCGGGAGCACGUACGCCACGCACGUCGUCUCCGCGCCGGCGCCCGAGGAGAGCGUGACGAUGAAUCGACGACCGGCGCGACCGCGGAUGAAACCCCCGCGAACGCCCGAACCCGUGGAAGGGCGCAGACACAUGGACAUCCAGACGGACGCGUACCUCGAGGAGCUCAUGGACACCGUGCCCGAGGCUGAGGUGAUGACGCAGACGGACGCGUUCAUGGAUCGCCCGCCCACUCCGCUCUUCGUCCCGAUGAAGAUCGGCGUGGACGUGGAGACCCAGAUCGAGGCGGGGGAGCUGUUCGACUUUAACUUUGAAGUCGAACCGAUACUCGAGGUGCUCGUCGGUAAGACGCUCGAACAAGGUCUCAUGGAGGUGAUGCAGGAGGAGGAGCUCGCGGCGAUGCGAGCGCACCAGGAGCACUUUGAGCAGCUCAGAAACGCGGAGCUCGUCGCGACGCAACGCAUGGAGGCGGCGGAGAAGAGGAAGUUCGAGGAGAAGGAACGCCGCAUCGCGCAGGAACGAGAGCGUCUCGAGAGAGAGCGAGCCACGAAAGAGAAGGUUGCCGCGGCGACGUUCGCGCGCGGGUACGUCUCCGGAUUACUGGGGAGCGUCUUCGACCGCCUGCACGACUCUGGGUUCUUCUACGACCCCGUGCAGAGAGAGAUCGAGAACGAGUUCAUGCCCUGGCUCACGGACACCGUCGUCGCGGAGUGUUCCACCGCGGCAAUUUCCAGGCGGUGCGUCAGCGACAUCAUCGCGAAGGCGAUCAAGGAUGGGAUCGCGGCCAGGGAAGCGGGCGUGGCGCGCUUGAAGAAGGAAGCCGAGGAAGCCGCGGCGGCCGCCGCGGCGGCGGUCGCGGCGGAGGAGGCGAAGGCGCUCGCCCUGGAAAAGGAAAAGGAAGAAGCAGCGGAGCUCACGUUGAAGUUGUUCUCGGAACAGGAUCCGCCUCUGAUCACGGAGGAAUCUCUCGCGGAAGCGAAAGCCGCGCUCAUGCCUCCGCCGGAGGAGGGUGAGGAACCCGCGGAGGGCGAGGAACCUGCCGAGCCCGCGGAGGGCGAAGAGGCGAAGGAGGGUGAACCCGCGGAUGACGAAGAGCCCGCGGCCGCGCCUGAACCACCCCCAGAACCCACGGCUGUGGAGAUACUCACCUAUUUCUUGGACAACGGGGCGGUCACCGAGGAGCAAAUCGCGAAAGCCCUGGCGGAGUACACGCCGCCGGAGGAGGAGGAACCCGAGGAGGCGGAGGCAGAGGCGGAGGCGAGUGCGCCAGCUGCAGAAGAAGCCCCCGCGGCCUGA